GCCAGCGAGUGGGGGACGUGGAUAGAGCAAUGAAACCCUAGUGCGGGAUUUUCGGAAAUGGCCACGCUAGUCUCCUCCACCAGCGCCGCGCAUUCGCUUCUUCCCCACGGCGCUGCCAGAAGGAGCUCGCAUUCUUGCUGCUCGCACAGGAAUUCCUUCUUUGGAGCUGAAUUGGAUCGAAAGAGCGUGUAUUACAAGUUGCGGCGAUCGAGGAGCCGGCGGGAGCUGCGAUUUCUGGUCAGUGCGCACCUAGGUCAGCCGGAGGAUUUGGAGUCGGCAUUGGAUUUGCUAGCGCAAGCGCCGGAGUCAGUCCAGAAUGCGCUCGCUAGAGUGGAGGGAUUUCUCUACACUGUGGCGGAUGCCGCUGUCGCCACGGAUGUUGUAACGGAUGGCACGAGUGAGACCGUCCAACAGGCCCAGCAGAGCGAUUGGUUCUCUGGCGUGACUACUGUCAUGGAAGCGGUGCUCAAGGUGUUGAAGGACGGUCUUACAACGCUCAAAGUGCCGUAUGCCUACGGGUUUGCGAUCAUUCUACUCACAGUCUUGGUGAAAGUUUUGACGUUCCCAUUGACGAAGUCACAGGCAGAGUCCACCAUAUCUAUGCAAAACUUGCAGCCAAAAUUGAAAGCCAUCCAGCAACGUUAUGCUGGAGAUCAGGAAAGGAUUCAAAUGGAGACAGCUCGUCUCUACAAGCAAGCUGGAGUUAAUCCUCUUGCUGGAUGUUUGCCAACCUUGGCGACUUUGCCUGUCUGGAUUGGCUUGUACAGGGCAUUGUCAAAUGUUGCAAAUGAGGGCCUCUUGAGUGAAGGGUUUUUCUGGAUACCUUCUCUGGCAGGUCCGACAACAAUAGCUGCACGUCAAAGCGGUAGUGGUAUCUCCUGGCUGUUUCCUUUUGUGGAUGGGCAUCCUCCCCUGGGAUGGGGGGACACAAUCGCGUACUUAGUGCUGCCUGUUCUUCUGAUUGGAUCACAAUACGCUUCUAUGCAGAUUAUGCAACCGCCGCAGACUGAUCCAAGCCAAAAGAAUACACAGCUAAUUUUGAAGUUCCUUCCUCUCAUGAUCGGCUAUUUUGCUCUUUCUGUUCCCUCCGGACUCAGUCUAUACUGGUUUAACAAACAUAUCCUCAGCACUGGCCAACAAGUGUGGCUGCGAAAGCUCGGUGGGCGUAAGCCUGUCGUUGCUAGUGGCGGUGGUGACAUAAUCUCGGCUGGUCAGGCCAAGCGGUCUACUCCAUCUCCACCCGCAGCGACUGUAGUACCAGCACCAGCAAGAGAGGCAGGAGGAACAAGAGAAAGCCGACGGGGUGAAAGGUUCAGGCAACUAAAAGCAGCAGAGUCGAAACGAAAAGCCGAGAGAGCAGAGAAAACAAGAUUGGCCGCAGAAUCAACUAAGGCGCCAACGUCGUCUGAGAGAAAAGAGGGGGAGGAAAGUCGCAAAGCCGAUCCAGAGACUAGCGACGGGGACGAGUCUUCUUCGGACGAGGACAGCGAUGAUAGCGAGGCCACGAAGGGCUCGUUGGAGGAAUUGUAUGCUAGCAGUGGGAACGGAGCAGCUAGCAAUGGAGGCUCUCCCAACAAAAGUAAGCGUUCGAAAAGGAAGCGCUCAGUUUGAAACCAACAAAAGAAGACAGCGAUCAGUGUCCAGGUUCGACAAGCUACUCUGCUUGGAUUCAAAAGGAUUUGACUCUGUGGAUAGCCCAGAGGAAUCACUAUCUUACAGUUUUGUAAAAUAUAAUUCUCGUUACUUGCUAGGAUCAAACCCGGAAUCCGGAUUUUCAGCCUUCACAUUCGUUUCGAGAGACUGAGAAGGCCACUCUCUCACGAUGCCUGAGCAUGAGGCGCACGUCAAAAGGGUGAUAGUUUAUUUCGAGAGACUGAGAACUACCUUUGUGAAGGCCACUCUCUCACGAUGCCUGACAAAAGGGUGAUAGUUUAGACGGAGUUGGAUCUAAGGUCCAGAUGCAGGUAUUCAUACUGCACUUAUUUGUUUCACAAACGUUAUACUAGAUUUACAAUUUACCUGCU
This is a messenger RNA of Selaginella moellendorffii, 2024 nucleotides long. RefSeq names its product inner membrane protein PPF-1, chloroplastic. NCBI's taxonomy places the organism in Eukaryota, Viridiplantae, Streptophyta, Lycopodiopsida, Selaginellales, Selaginellaceae. The record is from RefSeq and is a predicted model, not a curated record. Gene Ontology annotation, biological process: protein localization to chloroplast; thylakoid membrane organization; protein insertion into membrane. Bases 58 to 1611 code for a protein of 517 amino acids. Gene Ontology annotation, molecular function: membrane insertase activity. The transcript is spliced from 11 exons. Gene Ontology annotation, cellular component: chloroplast thylakoid membrane.